Messenger RNA from Aspergillus niger, 783 nucleotides. RefSeq lists its product as uncharacterized. NCBI's taxonomy places the organism in Eukaryota, Fungi, Ascomycota, Eurotiomycetes, Eurotiales, Aspergillaceae. The transcript is spliced from 2 exons. The record is from RefSeq and is a predicted model, not a curated record. Bases 1 to 783 code for a protein of 260 amino acids. Gene Ontology annotation, cellular component: proteasome core complex.
AUGACGACUCUAGCCGGCAACCCUCUUAGCGAGGCCAUCGGAUACUCCUUCUCCAAUGCGAAUAGUGCUCCCCAUAGAGAGCACUCUUUCUAUCCCUAUACGGAUAACGGCGGUUCUACCCUGGGCAUUACUGGCUCCGAUUUCGCGAUCCUGGCUGGAGAUACUCGAUCCGUUGCAGGAUACAACAUCAACUCCCGUUAUGUUCCCAAGGUGUUUAAAAUUGGCGGUGAUGAUGAGUCUGGUGAAGGUGCCAAUAUCGUCUUGUCAGUCGUGGGCUUCGCAGCAGAUGGCCAGGCCCUUAAAGAGCGACUAGAUGCAGUGGUGAAGAUGUACAAAUACCAACACGGAAAGCCCAUGUCCGUGAGAGCCUGUGCCCAACGCUUGUCAACGAUUCUUUACCAGAAACGGUUCUUCCCCUACUAUGUGCAUGCUAUCUUAGCAGGCUUGGACGAGGAUGGUAAGGGUGCCUUGUACAGCUACGAUCCGGUUGGAUCGUACGAGAGAGAGCAAUGCAGGGCUGCAGGGUCUGCAGCAAGUCUUAUCAUGCCGUUCCUGGAUAACCAGGUCAACUUCAAAAACCAAUAUAUCCCGGGCAGCGGAGAAGGGCAUGCCCUUGAGCCCAAGAAAGCGGAGCCACUGCCGAGAGAUACUGUUGAACAGCUGGUACGAGAUGCAUUCACCAGCGCCGUCGAAAGACAUAUUGAGGUCGGAGAUGGCUUGCAGAUGAUGGUUAUUACCAGGAGUGGGGUGGAGGAGAUCUACUAUCCGUUGAAGAAGGAUUAG